AUGAUCUACCAGUACAUAACACUGGGUGGCGGUAAUGCCGGUUACAGUGCUGCAAUCGCUGCAAAACAAGCCGGUGUCAACCGUGUGCUUAUUAUUGAAAAGUCUGCAGAAACAACGUUCCCCGGUGGUAACACUUAUUUCGCCCCAGGUAUGUCACUUAUAUACGGACUUGAUGAUCUCUUGCCAAUAUUACAUGACGUGGAUCCCGAAACUGUAAAGUGCAUUGAUAUGGUCCCAUACAAGCCUGAAGAUUAUAUGACCAAUUUGAUGCGAGUUACUGGCGGUCGAGCAGAUCCCGCUCUGGCCGAUGUGCUUGUGAACGAAAGCCGCGAAACAAUUGACUGGCUCGAUAUGAUAGGCGUCAAGUUCAGAUUAUCCUUCAACCGACAAGCCUACAAAGUGGAUGGCAGAUACAAGUUCUAUGCCGGGCAGGUGCUUGCUAUCGUAGAUGGCGGCAAGGGCAUGGUUCGGCAGUACAUUGAGUCUGCGAACAACCAUGGCGUCACUGUGCAAUAUGGUACAAGUCUUAUUCGACUACUUACACACGACCAGUCGAACACUGUCCGAGGUCUAGAGGUCUUGUUACACGACGGCACCAAACAGAUCAUUUCUGCGGGAUCAGUCGUUUUGGCAUGUGGCGGAUUCGAAGCAAACCCAGCCAUGCGCGCACAAUACUUGGGGAAAACUUGGGAUAUGGCUCAUGUGCGUGGCACACCCUCAUGCCACGCUACCUGUAGGGACGUGAGUACGGAUCCUCACUGCGGCGAUAAGGUGCUCACGAACCAGUUCACCAAGAAUGGCUAUCCACUCGGGAUCAUGGUCAAUCGAGACGGAAAGCGAUUCGUAGACGAAGGGAAGGAUUAUCGCAACUACACGUACGCAUGCUUUGGCAAGGAAGUCAUGAACCAGCCGGGAAGUGUGGCUUUCCAGAUCUGGGAUGCCAAAACUCUGUCUUGGUUGCGCGAGGAAGAAUACGGUGACAGCGUGGUCGAAAAGAUUGUGGCUGAUUCAAUUGAGGAGUUGGCAGACAAGGCGGCACUUGCCAAUAAACAAGCAUUAGUUGAUACCGUUCAGGAGUAUAACGAUGCUGUGUCUGCGCAUCGACAGCAGCAUCCGGAUCUCAAGUGGGAUCCAACCACCAAAGAUGGGUUAUCCACUCAGUGUUCAAAGAUGCGACUUCAAAUCCCCAAAUCAAACUGGGCACUGCCUAUCGAUCAAGCACCUUUUGUCGCUGUAAAAAUAACGACAGGUAUCACUUUUACAUUUGGGGGAUUGGCCGUCGACCCAAAAACUGCUGCAGUUCUGGAUGGGUCUUCUAAAUCAAUCGGGAACUUAUAUGCAGCUGGAGAGAUUGUAGGUGGAGUAUUCUAUGAUAACUAUCCCAGUGGAAGUGGCCUUAUGUUAGGAUCGAUUCUGGGUAGAAAAGCAGGAACUUCAGCAGCCGUCAGUCAUCUGAAUGGAGUAAAUGUCUAA
Molecule: messenger RNA, 1473 nt
Organism: Zychaea mexicana
Lineage: Eukaryota; Fungi; Mucoromycota; Mucoromycetes; Mucorales; Lichtheimiaceae
Product: fumarate reductase flavoprotein subunit
Exons: 6
Coding region: 1-1473 (490 amino acids)
Source: RefSeq, a predicted model, not a curated record